CAAAUGUCUGCAGCAAACCAGGGGUGAGUUUCAUUGCGUUCAGACUCUUUUGCCAAACAAGAUGCUGCGAAGUAUCAUCCUGAUCACCCUGCUGAUAUCCUCAGUUUGUGCUCUUCACUGGGAAAUGCACAAAGAAGAGUCUAAUGGAAAUGAAAUAGAAGAAGGCUCUGGUGAUAUACAAACAGAACAACUCCCUGGAAUGUGCUGGGCUUGCAAGUGGGCCAUGAAGAAGUUGAAAAGACGGCUCUCCAACGGCGCGACUGCGGAAGAAAUUAAAAAGAAGCUGUCGAUGGUCUGUGAUGAGAUCGGGUUCCUAAAGUCACUGUGUAGGAAGUUCGUGAACAAGUACAUGGACACUCUGGUCGAAGAACUUUCAACUACUGAUGAUGCCAGAACCAUCUGUGCUAACAUUGGCAUUUGCAAGAAAAAGGCAUGGAGAAAUUAGUUCAUUCGUGCAAAAAUUUUAAUUCUGUCAUCAAUUACGCACACUCAUGUCGUUUCAAGACUUUCGUUCAUCUUUGACACACAAAUCUGAGAGAUUUCUGUCCCUUCAUUGAAAAUCACACGUGUGACUUCUCUGUUCAUAUGCAAAUAAAAGCCAACAUUUAAUCUGUUCAUCAUAUAAAGCGAUCGCAUCUCUUCAGAAUACUGGAUUAAACCGCUCAAUUCGAAUGGAUUUCUUCUGCAAUCUCUUUAUUAAAGUUUUGACGCGUCACAGUUUUGGG
Molecule: messenger RNA, 725 nt
Organism: Rhinichthys klamathensis goyatoka
Lineage: Eukaryota; Metazoa; Chordata; Actinopteri; Cypriniformes; Leuciscidae
Product: antimicrobial peptide NK-lysin-like
Exons: 4
Coding region: 62-445 (127 amino acids)
Biological process (GO): lipid metabolic process; defense response to bacterium
Source: RefSeq, a predicted model, not a curated record